Messenger RNA from Mytilus trossulus (common blue mussel), 2345 nucleotides. Its product is annotated as exocyst complex component 7-like. Lineage: Eukaryota; Metazoa; Mollusca; Bivalvia; Mytilida; Mytilidae. The coding region runs from base 138 to 2246 and encodes 702 amino acids. Gene Ontology annotation, biological process: exocytosis. Gene Ontology annotation, cellular component: exocyst. The record is from RefSeq and is a predicted model, not a curated record. Gene Ontology annotation, molecular function: phosphatidylinositol-4,5-bisphosphate binding. The transcript has 22 exons.
GCUUACUCAAUGGAAAUUGUUAUCGGCUUACACAAGAUUCAAAUUGACCACGAAUGCAUAAAAAUUAGCUGUCUGCUUCCUAGGAAGCUCAAGAACAUUGCUUUUUUGCCAUUUAGGGAGUAAUAAUCGUCCACAAAAUGUCACAGACAAAGAUAUUCAAAUCAGACAUCGACAUGAAGCUCGAAAAAGAGAAGAACAAUUUGUCAAUACUGAAAGAGGCCAUGAACAAAAGUAGAACAAACACCCACGGCAUGUUAGGGAUACUUAACAGUUUUGAGAAUCGUUUACAAAAGUUAGAAAGUACAAUAGAACCUGUUUACAAUGAAACAGAAAUGUUGAGACGCAGACAAGAGAAUAUUGAGAAGACUACAGUCACAUUAGACAAUGUACUAGGUUAUUACCAUGUAGCUAAAGAAGUAGAAAAUAUGAUCAAGGAGGGGCCAUCUUCAUGCGGACUGGACAGAUAUUUGGCACAAAUGGACAGGCUAAAACAAGCAAUGCAGUACUUUGAAAGUCAUAAUAGUAAAAGUUUAGAAUUACUGGAUGUGACUCGCGUGUUUGAAGAUGGAACAGAAGUUCUUUGUUGUGAGUUCCGUUCAUUGUUGAGCAGACAUGGCCGACCAGUUCCUCCCAUUAUGUUACUAGAUCUGGUUGGAGAUGAAGAAAUUCCUUCAUCAGAUCCUGACGUUCCGUUAGAACAUUUUCCUGAGAAGAUUGUUGAUGAUUUAGGACAAAUUGCCAAAUGGUUGGAUAAGAAAGGAAACACAGAUAAGAAAGGAAAUACAGCUGAGUUUACUAAAGAUUAUCAGACUAUGCGAGGAACUGCUAUGCUUAAAUCACUUCAAGUGUUAAGAGAACAUUUGAAGUCAGCUAGUGCUAGUAGUGGUACAUCUAUACAAUAUAUAGGACAACAUUCUCCUGCUCCAACCUCAAAGUUUAGUAGAUCAAAAGAAACACCUGUUAGAAAGAGUAAACUGAAGAUAGCGCUCCAUUUGAAGAAGAAAGCCCAGACAGCGCUCCUUCAGUCACCAUUUGAGCAAACAUCAAAAGGCCACAGAAGACAGGGGUCAUACAAUGAUAUUGUAGAAAACUUGGAUGUUGAAGUGGAGAUCUAUAUAACACAGCUAUCAGCUCUACUUAAACUAAUGCAGAGUGAAGCCCAGCUGAUGUCCUGUAUCAUACCAGAUAAGAACAGAAGGACUGUAUUUGAUGGCAUUGUACAACAAUCAUUAGAUUCUGUAGUAUCAGAAGGGGAGAUGUUGGCCACCCAAGCAAAGAAGAGUAUCAAUAAACACGAGUUUAUGUCUGUAUUGUCCAUCUUCCCAGUCGUCAAACAUCUCAGAUCAAUAAAGCCAGACUUUGAUUACACUUUAGAGGGUUGUUCCACUCCAACAAGAUCUAAGUUAGCCUCAAUGUUAUCAACUUUAGGUAGCACUGGAGCUAAGGCGUUGGAAGAUUUUAUUGAAAGUAUUAAGAAUGACCCUGAAAGAGCAUCAAUGCCUAAAGAUGGAACAGUUCAUGAAUUAACAAACAGGACUAUUAUAUUCCUGGAACCAUUGUUGGACUAUUCUGAAACAGCUGGGGCCAUGCUACUGAUGCAUGGUGAACAAGCAGCUCCUUCAGAAGCAGUUGAUGCCAAGAAAAGUAAAAUGAAGUUUGCUGAUUAUAUGACCAAAGUGUUAUCAGCUCUAGGAUUGAAUUUAAGUAACAAAUCAGAGACCUACAAUGAUCCUACCCUGAGACCUGUCUUCAUGUUAAAUAAUUACAACUAUAUACUGAAAUCUAUUACAAGGUCAGAGUUGUUAAAUUUGAUUCAUCUGUGUAACAAAGAUGUUGGUCAGUACUAUGAAGAUCAGAUCCAUGAACAGAAAAGAUUGUACUCUGAAAGUUGGAGUAAAGUUUUACAUUAUAUCCUUGAGAUUGACGAGCCAUUGUCACAACAGAGAUUAAUGAUGCCAGAUGUUAAGUUAAAAGACAAAGAGAAACAGAAUAUAAAGGAUAAAUUCUCUGGUUUUAACAAAGAACUUGAAGAGAUUAUGAAAAGUCAGAAAGGUUAUGCUAUUCCUGACCAAGAACUUAGAGAGGCCCUGAAGAAAGAUAACAAAGACUUCAUUAUACCAAGAUAUAAAAUGUUCUUAGAAAAGUAUGAAAGAGUUAACUUUACUAAAAAUCUGGACAAAUAUAUCAAAUAUACGGCACCAGCUGUGGGUGUUAUUGUUGAUAAAUUCUUUGACACAUCUGCAUAGAACAUGUGUAAUGUAAAAUUGAUGAAGAUCACAUGUGUCUAUUGUUAUAAGAUGGUAGUGCUAUUAAUAACUCUUGGAUGUUUGGAAUUAGUAUUUAUA